AACAGUUGCUCCUGAAUACUUAUAUAUACAGCAACAUGUAUGCUGAAAUACUCCUCUCCUGUAGUUUGUUAGACAGUAACACGCAUUUGUAAAACAAAUCUGUAGUUGAAAGUUAGCAGUUGCCUGAAGACAUUCUUUGACCAUUUCAGGUUUAGUGUUUAACAUUCCUGAGUAAUUCCAAAGUUCCACUGCAAGCAAGCAUGCUGUUUUGACAAAUACUUGUCUGAUAGUAUUCUUCAUAAUCAGUUCCUGCCGGCACAUCCCACUAACAUGGAAUUAUAUUAUGGGGGGACAAAAUACAUACAAAUCCAGUGCUUCAUUACGUAGCCACUUCAUUCGACAAUUACUUAUGAAUGAAAUCUUUGUUUGAAUCAACAUGUAGUCCACUUGAUGGUCUGUUACUUUAAAACCACAGAAGAAGAGAGACCUCAGUGACUACACAGAACCAGUUGAAGGGAACACCUCAUGUUUUCGGUAAUCUCAAACUAGGAAGACCAGCUCAGUGUGCGGAAUCGUAAACCCCUCACCUACCCCCCCGAAGGCUCAGCUAGUUCUGGGAUGAGGAAGUGGAAUGAUUAAAUAAAUACUUUCUUCCUUGCCGACCGGCUCUGAGCCAGCCCUCAGACAACUUCCUCCUAUGACUAGAAUGAGCGCACGCACGCACGCUCAGUCAGGGUGAAGCUCUCACAGCAAACACAGAGGCUCUUUCCCGGGCAAGCCGAGGUUCCAGUCCACUACUCACUGAACGUAAGAAUUGCCAGAGAAUGCCGGUCUCUUCCUCCGUGUCGCUUGUCAGUGUUUCCAAAACUGACACCGUUGAUGUGGAGUGACAACAUUCAAGUAAGCAACGAGAAGGAUCCCCCCCAACAGACAGUCCUGAGAGAGAGAGAGAGAGAGAAGCAGGGAGGAGGAUCAGCUCCCUAACGCAGACACACACACACAGGCAUCAGAGAACCCUGUGGCAGCAUGGACCACCAGCAUGGCAGAGUGGAACGCUUCCUCAAGCUGGGCUACACCCACAGGGACAUCCUGCGGGUGUUGGAAAGCCUCCACCACGAAGCCCAGACCAACGACAUCCUGGAGGAACUGAUCAAGACCUGCCAGACCAGCAGCUCCACAGACACCACGAGCUCCACAACCAGCCGGCCCGCCCACAACAGCCCUCAGUUGGUCCCCAGAGGGUGUAGCCCACCACAGGCCUGCACGAGCCCAAGCCCACCACCCCUCCAGCUCAGAAACUCAGCAGAAAGAGACACCACUGGUGGCUUCAGACCGGUGGUCAUAGAUGGGAGCAAUGUGGCCAUAAGCCAUGGCAACAAGAAGGUGUUUUCGUGUCGCGGGCUGCAGCUGGCUGUGAGGUGGUUCUGGGAGAGGGGUAUCCGUGACAUCACCGUGUUCGUGCCUCUUUGGAGGAAGGAGCAACCCCGCCCUGAGGCCCCAAUCACAGAUCAGCACAUCCUGCAUGAGUUGGAGAAGAGAAAGAUCCUGGUGUUUACCCCGUCUCGCUGCGUUAACGGGAAGCGGGUGGUGUGCUACGACGAUCGCUACAUCAUCAAACUGGCCUACGACUCUGACGGCAUCAUUGUGUCCAACGACAACUACCGCGACCUGCAGAUUGAGAAGCCCCAAUGGAAGAAGUUCAUCGAAGAGAGGCUGCUCAUGUACUCAUUCGCAAAUGACAAGUUCAUGCCACCAGACGAUCCGCUGGGAAGAAAUGGACCAACGAUUGACAACUUUCUAAGGAAAAAGCCCUGGACCCUGGAGAACAAACAGCAGCAUUGCCCAUAUGGAAAGAAGUGUACUUACGGAGUGAAGUGCAAAUUCUACCACCCAGAGCGUUCCAACCAAUCACAGCUGUCCGUGGCUGACGAGCUGCGAGCGAAGAGCAAGCCUGCAUCAGACAGAGAGCAGCCAUACGUCCUCCCAGCUGGGAGUCAGGGGAGCGGUCAGGAGACACUCAUGUACACAGCCCCGUAUCACGAGCCCGACCGCAUCACUCAGCAAUACAGAUAUCCCUCCACCCCGCCUCCCCUUAGAACAGAGGACCAUUCCCACAGGUCCUCCUCUUGUGAACUGUUCACCCAGCAGAGAGACUCAGGAAGCCCUGGUCUUUUGCGUCCGCCCAGCCUCCGCCUCUGCCCCAGCCCCCGCCUCUGCCCCAGCCCAGACACAGACGAGGCCUUCGGGUCCAUGGAGAGCUCCUUGUCCAGGCUCUACAUCCAGGACUCUUCCAGGAGCUACCCCAAAGGUGUAUCCUACACCUACAGUAGUGGGGUAGCGGGAUGCAGCCAGGGCAGUGAAGACUGCUACUACAGCUUUGGGACACAGGGGCACCUCUCCUCAGGGGGCUACCAGCCCCCCGGCAGGGUGCCUCAGUGUGGCUGUGACCGGCCCCGCUCUUGUGAGCUCCCAGCAUGCAACCACGUCAUCUACAGCCAGCAGACACACCUCCGGGCCCCGUCCCUGCCCUCUGCAGGGAGAGGCUCCUACCAAGGCCCGUUCCCCAGAGAUGAGAACGCCCUCCUGGGCUACUACUCACCCCGGCACAGCCACAGCCUUCCAGACUACCCCUGGGGCCAGUGCCCCUCUGACGUGGGGGCGGGGCUUAGAGAAGACUGCUUCUCGGGUGAGGACAGAAAGAAUGUAAGCAUCCAACUGAGCACCGUGUUCCCUCAGAGCGUGGUGGAGCAGGUGAUGAGCCAGUAUCCACACAUCUUGGACAUGGACAAGCUGGUUCCUCUCAUCCACAGAUUCAGGACCAGCCACUGCUCCUUCUGAGGCAGCUGCCCCCUGCCUUCAUUCUUCCAUAGCAUUAAAACAUGCCAAAAGUAACGACUCCUCAGGAGGAAGCUUGAAAAUGUAGCAGUCUCAUUUGAAUUUCUCGUGAUUUGUACAAGUGCAAUGCACUACUCUUUAUGGAUGUUAUGUUAUUUUGCACCAAGCAUUGGCCUGGAGAUUAUCAAAACAGCAAGUGCUGUUUUAUUAUGUAGCCUCAAAAUGAGGAAAGCUAUACUAAAGAAUUGAAGGGCUAGUUGUCUGUACUUGAUAUACCGAAUGAUACUUUCCUGAAUGUUUCAUGAUUUUGUAAUACGUUAAAUAAAAGUACUUAUUUUUAUUAUUGUCUAUUGUCCUUUUUGUAUAAUGCUUUAGGAUUAAAGAAAAAGCUUUCUUCACUCACCACUUAGUUAUUUUCACCAACUUUGUGUGUCCUUAGCGCCAUCUACUGGAGAGAAGAUUAAUAGGGCUUACAAAGGAAACGAAAUGCGGGUCGAUUCCAGAUAACGAUCGAAGAGGAAGAGAAUUUCAGAAUAGAUUUUUUUUUAUUUUUACAAAUAACUUAUCUGUUACAAAGACAGUUUUCCCAGCUAAAAUCAAAAACACUUUAGAUAUCCAAAUUAUUAUUUUUUAAUUAAUAAAACAUGUAUGAACCAACUUCACACAGAGUUGCAGAUCAAGCUUUCUUUGGUUUGUCUUUGGUUUACGAGAAAUAGUAUCGCAUAAGUGCUUAAGAGACAACUACUGAUUUUAGACUACGAUUUUUUUUAAAUUGAUCGCUUUUUCUCGAACGAUAAUCUGUUUUGGUUUUGAAAGUGGCAUCUUGAUUUGUGACCGCACAGAUAAUCAAUACAAACACCUAAGGCAGUAAUGUGAGGCAGCAUAUCGCAUGUGAAAAAAGAUUCCACAAUUAGGGUAAAGUCAUUAAAAUAGUAAACUUUGAAACCAUCCUCGACAAGCAGAAGCUUCACGAGACAAAUUAAACCCAAUAAGAGUAAGAUCGUACAAAGAGGAACGUUGUUUUUAUAAUGUUUGAAAUAACCACUGUCAUUUUUGUACUGUAUUGUUUUGUGGAGAUCCUCAAAAAUUCUGUGAGGGAGAAUACAAGUCACAUAUCCCUACAUAAAUAUUUCUUGAUUGGAAACAGGAAUACUUAAAACAUUAAAACAUAUUCAUCCUGAUCUUUGGUACACUCAUGAAAACCCAAUUUAUACUGCAUAGCAACUACGCAUAUUCUGAAAGCCAUCAGGAAACAGUUGCCUUUCACCAAACUGUACAGGGAGGAACACCUUACAAUAUAAUAGGAUACAAUUCCAUCUUCCAUGCUUCUGUUUAGAUGUAAUUGGUUUGGAUGAAUCGUCCAUGAGUCUCUUCUGGCACAAAUGUGUAAAAGUCCCCAAAUAUUAAACCUACAUUCCAGUUGUCAGAUAAGAUGGCAGUUUGUCGUUAGAUUUUUUUCCAUUUUUGUUUUUCAGCCAGUCCAAGAUCUCUGGCGUCCACGAAAUUCCUCCAUCUCACGACUUUCCUGCAUCCGCAGAUCGUACACGAGAAGCUCUGCGAUUACAGAGCGAUUACAGAGCGAUUACAGAGCGGUGAAGAACGCAGAACCGCCGAGGCUCGAUCGUUUCCACUGCUGCUCUGCUUCAGCGACGCUUCAAAUCUCACAGAAAUCAAGUAAAAGCUUAAAGAGGGACAGCUUGCUUAUUUGUUGGAGGCACAAAAAAGACAAAAACAAAAGCUAAUAAAGUCUAUAAAGCUAUACUUACAGGAAAUACAAGUGAUUCAUAGUGUGAGGAAGAAGAAGGCAUUUAAGGCACAUUCUAAAAUGAUGUACAGUGAAAAUCUCAAGGGCAUCUCUUCCCUUUAUGUACUGUACACGCAUGCAAUUUAGUUUCCUUUUUGUGGGGGGGUUUGUUUACUGUAGAUCAAAGAGACGCAGCCUCGAAAGGGGCACUACUUGGAAGGGCGAAAGGCAAGUUUUGGGUGGCAGUAACAAGGCUAGCUUCCCCUUAUCAUCCCGUAGAAACAGCAAACAAACAAAAAGUAGUCUGUUGGUUUUCCCUUCAGGCGGCAGCUGUGGCGGUUGACCAAAGUUCCCAUGCCUGAUUGUGCCGCCACAGAAGAAAAA
Molecule: messenger RNA, 4903 nt
Organism: Hypomesus transpacificus
Lineage: Eukaryota; Metazoa; Chordata; Actinopteri; Osmeriformes; Osmeridae
Product: ribonuclease ZC3H12A-like
Exons: 6
Coding region: 967-2778 (603 amino acids)
Biological process (GO): nuclear-transcribed mRNA catabolic process, RNase MRP-dependent; 3'-UTR-mediated mRNA destabilization
Cellular component (GO): cytoplasmic ribonucleoprotein granule; nucleus
Molecular function (GO): mRNA binding; RNA endonuclease activity; metal ion binding
Source: RefSeq, a predicted model, not a curated record